Messenger RNA from Prosopis cineraria, 1279 nucleotides. RefSeq names its product protein DEHYDRATION-INDUCED 19 homolog 3-like. The record is from RefSeq and is a predicted model, not a curated record. The transcript is spliced from 5 exons. Lineage: Eukaryota; Viridiplantae; Streptophyta; Magnoliopsida; Fabales; Fabaceae. The coding region runs from base 202 to 867 and encodes 221 amino acids.
GGCCGGGGCAAAUCUUGUUGGCUAAGGAUCCACGAGCAAUCAGAAAAUCCCUGGCUGUUUCCGUCCACUUUUUCGCCCUUUUUCAGUAUAUAAACUCCACCUCGCCAGCUCUGAAAAGGAAUCCAUCCAUAGCUCACAUCUCCAGACUUUCUCGUGACUUCGUCAACGGCCUUCGUUACAAAAAGUACUGACUACAAUUCCAUGGAAGACCAAGCUUGGAGUCCUGUCCUAUCUACUGCAUCGGGAAGCUACCGCUCGAAGCUAAAGUCCCAUUUCGAAACCUGUGUCGAUUUCGAGGAAGUAGAUGGUGACGGCGAGCUGAAGACCGCAUAUCCGUGCCUAUUUUGUGGAGAGGAUUUUGAUCUUCUGGAACUGUGUUGUCAUAUUGAGGAGGAUCAUUCGGUCGAAGCGAAGACCGGGAUUUGUCCUCUCUGCGUUACAUGGGUGGGCACGAAUUUGGUUGAACACAUAUCAGCACAACAUGGAAACAUACUUAAGAGUCAAUUCAAAUCUGGAUACCCUAAAUUCGAGCCCUAUGGAGCCCUUUCCCUUUCUAGUAAAGAUCUAAUGGAUGGAGAUGGAUGUUGGCAGUCUUUUUCUAUUGGUUCAUCUUGUGAGAUUUCUACCUCAAAGACAGCAUGUGAUCAAUUGCUAUCAUUUCUUUACUGUUCAUCUGCUUUGGAUGAACGUGAAAAUCUGCAGCCUGCUUCAAGCAAAGAAAGCAUAGAAGAAGUAGACUCAGGAGAGUCAGUGCCAGCAAGAGAUGUUCAACAAUCCUUUACUGACGAAGACCAGAUAGGGAAAGCACAGCGAAGUGCAUUUGUACAAGAACUUUUUGUGUCCACUAUCCUAGACUCCGACUUCUGAUCAAGACAAUCAAGGCAAUCAAAGCAGCAGCCAGUUUCUAUAAUGAAAAUGAUGGUUGAUCAUAUUUUCCCCCUGACAAAUUAACACAAACUUGGUCUACCAUAUAAUUUUUUUUCGAUCUGAUGGUCUACCAAAGUUCGGUUGUAAAGAAUGCACCUUGGUGACAUAGUUUGAUGUCUAGUUGUCAGGUCUCCAUUGGGUUAGUUUAAUAAUUUUAGUAGCAAGUCUAUACAAUAAUUCUGUAUUUUUGUUGUACAAGUUAAGGUAUAUAGGGAGCUAAGGUAUAUAGGAAAAUAGGAAUUAAAUGUACUGUCUAUAUGGUACUACUUCAGAAAUUAGGAAUUAAAUGUACCGUCAUUGGAGGCAAUGUAAUUUUAUAGCUCAGAACAACUCCAAGUCCUAUUCUACUUCA